GUCCACCGUUCGAAGCGUCCCUGAAUCGGCUAUUCUACUCUAUUCCACAGACUAGAUUUUUAUUUAACCCAUCAGACUGGCACAAACGAUAAGGGGAUACAAGAUGGGAUUCCAAGAUCUCAACGUGGAGGUUCUAUGCCUCGCGUUUAGAUGCUUGGAUUUCGUGGAUAUCUUUGUGCUUGAGACGUGUCUGCCGAUAUGUUGAUGGAAUUAUCAUAUCAAACCUUCUCCACAUCACUUUCGUUCCAUCCUUUGCGGGAGACCGCCUCAUAUCGCGGAUCCUUCUCGAACGGAUGAACAAGGAUACAGCCAGCAACUUCCAGGUUACAAAAAUCAUCUCACAACUAAAAGCGCUGUCGAGUAUAGCUGCCAAUCCAAACGACCACGUCACCGUUGAUAGUUGUCGGCGGGCGAUAAGUGUCGCUACGACUCUGCACAAUGGUAGGGAAUGGGUUCUGAAGAGCCUGACGGCCACAAACAGUGACAGCGAGGCCUUUUUUAUCUUGAAGGGUGACUUCCUGAUGGUCGUGGCUGCAUGGUUGGGACUAACUACUGUCUGCAUGGAUAACUCAAACUACAAAAAGGUUGCUGAAAGCCACGGUCUUCUGGGAAAUGCAUUGUACGCCGCCGCAUACGAUGAUGACGAACCUCUGGCAAGAUUUAUGAUUGACAAUGGGGCGGAUCCCUGUCAAAAAGAAGGUGCUUACGGUGACGCGUUGCAACUCGCAGCAUACAGAGGCUCUGAAAAAGUUGCAAGGCUGCUUUUGAAUACAGACAAGCUGCAGAACCGGAACCUUGGGCCCUACGGGCUUUUUGGAAGUUCCUUGCAAGCGGCUGCAACAUUAGGACAUAAGGGAAUUGUCCAGCUUCUGCUCCCGCAGAAGAAUGCCAACUUGAAAAUCAGACACCAGUGGCAAAGGUCUCCUCUGCAUAUUGCAGCGCAGAAUGGACACGCUGACGUUGUUGGUCUACUCCUGGAGACACGAACAUUUGACCCAAGCGUCACAGAUAGAUUUGGAGACACACCUCUGUCAACGGCGGUUAGAGAGGGUCACGAAGCCGUUGUCCAGAUUUUGCUGGAAUGCGACAGUGUCUACUCGCGGGGAAAGAGACAAACCCGGCUACAGACCUUUAUUUCCAAAGGGCAUAGUGAAAUUGUCGAAAAUCUCUUGAGCCUCUCUGGCUUUUAUGUGUAUCCAACACACAUACGUCAACCAUCUCCGACCGUGCUCGCGGCCUGGAUGAAACACGUGGAUGUGUUAGAACUAUUACUUGAAAGAGACGGUGUUUAUAUUAGAGGCUUCUCGAGAGCGCGAUUGUUGCGGUGGGCUGCAUUGACUGGGAUGACAAGGAUUGCCAAGUUACUAUUGGAACUACACCAGACAGACCCGAAUAGUCGAUCGACUGGCGAGGUCGGCACACCACUUCAUCUUGCAGCAGAGCAUAACCACUUCGGUGUAGUCAGGAUUCUACUAGAACAUCGUGAUACAAACCCCAACCGCCAGGAUUGGGAAGGUAAAACCCCGCUGAUGACUGCCACCGAGGGCAAUCACGCGGAAACUGCCCGCCUUCUUCUGUCUGAUGGCCGAACAGUGCAUGAUAUCCAGGAUCGACAUGGGAUGACGCCCUUGAUGCAUGCAAUCUCGAACGGAUACUCGGACAUCACGCAGCUAAUUAUCGCUA
Messenger RNA from Aspergillus campestris IBT 28561, 1683 nucleotides. Its product is annotated as ankyrin repeat domain-containing protein. The annotation marks the transcript as partial. NCBI's taxonomy places the organism in Eukaryota, Fungi, Ascomycota, Eurotiomycetes, Eurotiales, Aspergillaceae. The record is from RefSeq and is a predicted model, not a curated record. The transcript has 2 exons. Gene Ontology annotation, molecular function: protein binding.